Protopolystoma xenopodis is the source of this 411-nucleotide messenger RNA. The record is from the annotation of a GenBank genome assembly. NCBI's taxonomy places the organism in Eukaryota, Metazoa, Platyhelminthes, Monogenea, Polystomatidea, Polystomatidae.
AUGAAAGUCUCCUCAACAAAGUCUUCACAUAGCCUUGUUGCCCAGCCUGUGAUGAAUACAGUUCUUAAGCAAGAUCUACCGGUAGUUGCGAAACUUGCUACUCUCAACUUGACCUACAGACCAGUCAAGGGUGGUGAGCGAAUGGCGAUGUUGAAUCACGAUUUUCGCCAAGUUUCCCAGACGCAAAUAGAGUCGGAGCAUUGUAGCAUGGACAAUGCUGACCGACAUGUUGUGCUGCCGUCGAGUCCAUGUCGUCGCCAAAACUGUAGCUACAUUUGGCUCCGGCGACAGGGCCGAUGGGCAUGUUGGUUCGGUACAGUGUUUAUUCCCAGCCAAUCAGGAUUGACCGGUGAAAUGGCCAUGUUCCUGCUUGCCUGUUCAUCCGGCACAGUCCGGUUCCAUAUCGGUUGA